GGGAGAGGAGGGGGGCAAGGGGGAGCAGAGCAUGGAAAAAGGCUGGGAGGAGGUGCUGGAGAAGGUGAAUGCUCUCUGGGAGGGGGGCGUGGAAGACGCCGACCUGCCAGGGUGGGAGUCUAAGAACACAGGCUCCUUGGGACCUUGGCCGAUCCUGCCCCCUCCAUCGGGGUUUGGGGGCCCGGAGUCCCCCACCACACCCUCCUGCCUCAGCUCAGUGCCCAGCACGGAUGACCUCUUCCUCGGCCUGGGACCGAGUCGAUCCCAAUCCCACACAAGCCUGAGGGAAGAGGGAGCUCAGCCUGGUCUGGACCAACACGAUCAGGUCCAGUCCCAGCCUGACCAACAGCUUGCUGAUACGGAGAGCCACAUGGGGAUGAGGAGACAGGAGGAGGAGGAGGACAGCAAGAGUUCUCCCAAAACAGAGACGGACCACACGGAGGAGCUCAGCUCUGACCGCACGCGGGAGUCGGACUCCAGCGGGAUCCAGGUGUCCAACCCGGACCACACCACCCACUCCGACACCUUUUCCAACACCGAGCGGCCGGAGUACGACUCGGACCUGAGUAGCGCAACGUCUCUGGACCGUGAGGAGGAUGACAAGGAGGAGAAAGAGGGGAAAGGAGGAGGAGGAGAAUGGCUGGAGAUCCAGCAGGAAUUCCCUCCCCUCCACUCCCCCUCCCCGGAGAACCCUUACCGGGAGGAGCCAACGGAGGAGGGCCCCCUAGAGGAAGAGCCUGCAAAGACACACCCUGGCUUAGGGGUGAGUCAUAGUGAAAGGGAAGGAGAAAAAGAAGGAGAAAGGCAACAGACAGAGGAAAGAGUGGAUGAAACGGAGGAGAGGGAGGCUCAGACUUGUAAGGAGGAGGUGGUCGGCUCUGUGCCAUGUGAGAGGAUCACGGAAGGGACCUCUGAACUCCCGAAGCCUGCUGAAGGAAUGGCGCCACGGGGCGGUGCCCCUGCCUUGACUCUGGAGAUGGGGGACCAGAAGGGACUGCCCAGGGUAGACACCCCACCUUCCAGAACAGACUCCCCCCUUCCCCUGUCCCCCUCCAAGCACGAGGUGCGGGGGUCAGGGCUGGAGAGCGGGGACGCGGAUGCCUUUGUUGUGACGGACAGUUUUGUAUACCUUGCGGUUUCGGUGCUGCCCCCGUUCUCUCAGAGCCUCCCCCUGUCUCCCCUUGCGGAGUCUGCACCUGGAAGCCCCCUACUCCAGCCAGGUCCGGAGCUCGGCGAGAGCGACUUCCUCUCUACCGACAGCUUUGUGUACCUGGCUGCUCCGGAGCGCCACCCCCUGGCUACCGAUGGCAGCUCCACCUGUGGAAACUCCCAGGACUCUGACUCAGAGGGCAGUCAGUCCGGGGUGGACUUCGUGCUUGGCUCCAUGACCGGGGACAGCGACUCGGACAGGUCUGAAUCGGAAGCAGAACGGUCCUCGCCAUCCUGGGACCACUGGGACGAGCUGGAGCCAGACGUGUUGCAGGGGCUGUUCUGCGACGACCAAUCAGAGCCCAGUCAGUGGGCACCGGGAGGGCCUGAAUGCAAGAUCGUUCCUGACCAGGAAGGGACAGACCUGGGCAGUCCGGCCUCACUCGAUCCUGAGGACACAGAGCCCCACAAAGAGUUGAACGUGGACUCCAUGGGCGUCGUUCAGCUUCAGACUGACAGUCUGAGCCACUCAGAGAGGGUCUUGGCAGCGGAUCAGGCCCAGGGUCCGAUUGCACUAUUCUGGGAAACCCACAAAGAGCUGGAGCCCUGGCUGGACGAGACUGAGGCUCUUAUCGCCAAAUUACCCCCACCUGCUAUCGACCUGGAGACACUGAGACAUCAGCAGGAUAAAAUUAGGGUCCUGAAAGAGUCCAUCACAGACCACCAGUGCCAUAUUGACAAGCUCCUGUUGAUCGGCCCCCUGUUGGCGGAGAAGAAUGCCCAGGAGGGGGCGACAAUGAGACAAUGUUAUAGUGCAGCAGAACAGCGCUACCUGGCCAUCAAGGAGGGGGUCAGAGGUUACAGCGCUGCGUUGGAUGAGGCUAUCUCUCAGUCCUCACAGUUCCAUGAUAAGAUGGACCCUCUGUUGGAAACACUUGAGAGGGCAGUGCAGCGACUGAGACAGCGCCCCCCAGUGGCAGUGGAGGUGGAGAAGAUCCGGGAGCAGCUGGCGGUGCACCGGGCAGCAGGGCUGGAGCUGGACAAGUUGUUGCCGUCCUACAACGCCCUGUGCUCCCAGGGCGAAGACCCGACCGCCCACAUGCCCCACACUGACCCUGCUGACCCCGCCGCUCAGGUGGUGCGCUCCCAGCUGCGGCGUCUGUGCUCUCUGUGGGAGGAGAUCCGGCAGCGCGCGCAGGAGCGUGAGGCAAAGCUGCUGGAGGUCCUGGAUCUGGCCGGGAAGUUUUGGGCUGACUCAGAGGCGCUACUGGGCACUCUCAGAGACGCCCAGGACGUCGCGAGGGGCCUGGAGGAACCGGCGGUCAACCCUGCCCUCAUCAAACAGCAGAUGGAGACGACCAAGGCUUUUAGGGCAGACAUGGACAGGCUGUCGGAGCAGCUGGAGGGAUUGCGCAAACUGGGAGACGACCUUGUCUCUGCCUGCGGAGACUCGGAAAAAACGGUCGUCAAGAAGGCCAUCGACGAGAUGCAGGCUGCCUGGGAGAGCUUGAGCAAGAUGUGGGGCGAUAGGAUGGAGAAGCUAGAGGAAGCGAUGACGGUCUCUGUGCAAUACCAGGAUGCAUUGCAGGGUAUGUUUGACUACCUAGAUAGCGCUGUGAUGGAACUGAGGGACACGCCCACCGUGGGGGCGGAGCUCUGCACUGUCAGACAGCAGAUCGAGGAGCUCAAGCUGUACAAAGCAGCGAUGUGCCAGCAGCAGGUAGACAUGGAGAAUGUCCGCCACAAGGGGGAGCAGCUACUGAGGAGCGUAUUAGACCAGACGGAACGGGACCGAAUCCAGAACCCCCUCAAUGAGCUCACACACCUGUGGGAGAACCUGGGGGACCAGGUCACUCACAGACAGCACCAGCUGGAGGCUGCACUCCUUUGCCUUGGUCAGUUCCAGCAGGCCUUGCUGGAGGUGGAGUCUUGGCUCAGCCAAUCCCAUGUCAAGCUGGACACCUUACAGCCAAUCAGCUGUGACCCCAAAGCCAUUGAGAUGGAGCUGGCCAGCCACCAAGUACUGAGGAAUGAAGUGUUUUCCCACCGUCCCACCAUGGAGGCCAUGAACUGCACAGGCUCUGAGCUCCUGGAGUCCAGCCCAGGAGAGGAGGCCAUCCACCUGCGAGACCAGCUGGACAAGAUGAAUCAAAGCUGGGAGAGCCUGCUACUCAAGACCCUGGACCGUCAGAACAUGCUAGAGGCCGCACUUCAGCAGGCACAGGGUUUCUAUAGCGAGCUGGAGGACUGUCUGCAGUGGCUCAGGUGCACAGAGAGACAGCUGUCAGCAACCAAACCAACUGGGGGGCUGCCUGAGACCGCACGGGAGCAACUACAGCAGCACAUGGAGCUUCAGGGCCAGCUGGAGCAGCGGGAGGAGCAGUUCCGCCGGCUGCUGGAGCGGGGGCAGGCCGUGCUGCUGUCCCGGGGCGGGGCGGAGGACAGGGCGGGGGCGGGGCCGGCCCAGACCCAGCCGAACCUGGCACUGCUGCAGAGGAUGUGGACGAGCCUCAGCGCCAAGAUGGAUGAGAGGAGGGUGAAGCUUGAGGAGGCGGUCGCCCUGGCGACAGGUUUCCAGGGCUCCCUGCAGGUGUGUGUCAACUGGCUGAUCCAGGCAGAGCAGACUCUCAACAUGGCCCCGCCCCCCAGCCUCAUCCUGGAGAUGGUGCAGCUCCAGAUCGAACAGCACAAGGAAUUUGUGAACGAGGUUCAUUCCCAUAGGGAGCAGGUUCUGCUCCUGGAGAAAGUUGGGUCUCAGCUCCGCUCUGCCAGUCUGGAACAGGACGAGGUUCUGAUCAGCAACCUUCUGCUGCGUGUCCACGCCCGCUGGCACCAGCUGGCUAAGAGCUCCAUGGAGCGGGAGCAGCAUCUGGAGGAGGCUCGCAAGACUGCACAACAGUUCGAUGAAGCGUUUGGAGCGCUAUGGGCCUGGCUGGAGGAAACAGAAAGGCAGCUUGACUCAGAGCUGAAUAUUUCUGACGAGCCAGACAAGGUUAACCAAGAGCUGGCCAAGCAACAGGAGCUCCGGAAGGCUCUGUGCUCUAAGCAGCCGUUGUACUACUCCACAAUCCGGUCUGGCAGCUCCAUGAGGAACAAGGCCACCCUGCCCACUGACACCCAGAAACUGGACACCCUUCUGGGGGAGGUCCGAGACAAGUGGGACCGGGUGUGUGUGAAGAGUAUGGAGAGACAGCAGGCCCUGGAGGAGUCUAUGCUGUGCUCAGGUCAGUGUGAAGGGGCCAUACAGCUGAUGGUGGACUGGCUGUGCCGGGCAGAGCCCCAGCUGAGUGAAGACCAGCCAAUCCACGGAGACCUGGAUCUGGUAGCGCAUCUACUGGAAGCACACAAGGUGUUCCAGAGGGAGCUGUGGAAGAGGACCAGCAGUGUGCAGGCCCUGAAGCGCUCGGCCGGGGAGCUGAUGGAGACGGGGAGGGGCGAUGCCGCCUGGGUCGGGGUCCUCCUGCAGGAGCUCAGCCUGCGCUGGGACAGGGUCUGCACGCUGUCCGUCAACAAGCAGAACCGCCUACAGCAGGCGCUCAAACAGGCGCAGGAGUUUCGGAACAUGGUGCAGAUGCUGCUGGUGUGGCUGUCGGGGGCGGGGCAGACGCGUUUCCGCGGCGCCCUCCCUGACGACGCGGAGUCUCUGCAGGCGCUGGUCCACGCCCAUGCCGCCUUCAUGCAGGCCCUGGAGGAGAAGAAGGAGGAGGUGGACAGGGCCACCGCCCUGGGAGAGGCCAUACUGUCAGACUGUCACCCGGACGGCAUCACUGCUAUCAGGCAGCGCGUGACCACCCUGAGAACGCGAUUUCAGGAGGUGCUGACCUGGGCCAAACAGCACAAGCAAUUGCUGGAGGGCAGUCUGGCAGAGCUGCUGAACAACUCAAUAUUAUUGGAGGAGCUGCUGUCAUGGCUACUGUGGGCUGAGAACACGCUGGUGCAGCGGGAAUCGGUGCCCUUCCCCCACGACAACCUUCAGCUCAAAACACUGAUUAUAGAACACCAGGUGUUUAUGGAGGAGAUGAUGCAGAAGCAGACAGAUGUGGAGAGGCUAACUAAGACCUUCCAAAGGAAGCAGGCGGACGCAGCUGAGGGCAUGCAGGUUGCCGGGGGUAACCCUCGUCUUGCCCAGCUGUGUUCCCUAUGGCAGCAGGUGUGGCAGCUCUCUCUUGACCGCCAGAGCAAGCUCAGCAUUGCCCUCAACAGGCUGGAAGAGCUGGAGGAAUGCACAGCCUUUGACUUUGACACAUGGAGGAGGAAAUUUGUGCAGUGGGUGAACCACAGGAAGUGUCAUGUGAUGGACGUCUUCCGCCGCAUCGAUGAGGACCAGGAUGGGAAGGUUUCGCGCCACGAAUUUGCAGAGGUCAUCGUGGCCACAGAUUUCCCCACCAGCCAGAGGGAGGUGGCAGCAGUGGCCGAUCUCUUUGGCGGUGAUGGACACAUUGACUACUACGAGUUUGUGUCUGCACUGCACUCCAAUAAUGAUGCAUAUGCGCCCACCCCUGAGGCAGACAGGAUUAAAGAUGAGGUGACGAGACAGGUGGUGCAGUGUAAAUGUAUGAAGAGGUUCCAGGUGGAACAAAUUGGGCAGAACCAGUACAGGUUCGGAGACUCUGAUUGGGUGUGUACGCUGAGGAUGCUGUGCAGCACGGUGGUGGUUCAGGUGGGAGGGGGCUGGAUGUCUUUGAACGAGUUCCUACUUAAAUACGACCCCUGCAGAGAUGUAAGGCGUUCCUCAGUGCGGGGCAGAACGAGUCGAGGGGUUCGUGGAGUGGAUUCGUUGGAUGGGCAGUGAGGCCUCGUACGAUUUAUCCUGUCUGUUCAGGCACUUCAGACAUGCUCCCUCGUCUCUGGUAGCCCCUGUGACCUCUAUGUGGGCAUAGACAAGGGGAUCUCAUGGAUUUUGGGGCUCUGGUUAAUGACUGUGGUGUCACAAAAGAUGGCCCCAUUAACACGUGUGCCCUAUAAUUCUUGGCCUGUCUCUCAGUCAUGCUGUGUCGUGGAAAUAAGAGGUAAUUUCAUUGCUUCACAGAAGCAAAACGAAAUUGUGAAUGUAAUUCUCCUUCUUCGUCGUUUCUUUGGUUCCUUUAUUAACAUAAAGAAAUUAUUUCUCAGUCUAGAAUCAUAUCAUUUUCACGAGGAGAAUAAUAUUUUCUUGUCUCUGCCUCUGUAACUUUUGUAAAUGAUUGUUCACAAAGUUGUUACCCAGUAUUUCAGUGGCUGCAGCUUUACAAAUGCCAUUAAAGGGAAUGUCCAAAGGGUUUUGUGCCGAUGGUUUGAAAAACUAAAGAUGGCUGAUGAUACCGUGCAGCAGAGGCAAUGAUUGACAGCCUUUUCCCACCAUUCUCUGGCUCUACGUUGCUUUCUCCUUUCUUUUUGUGUAAUAGAUUUUCAUCACUAUUCGUCAGGAGCAAAUGUGUGUUUGAUUGUAAAGAAUACAUAAUGAAAUAGAGUAAAAUUGAGUAAUAUUUAUUUAUAUGUUCUUGUGUAGGGUGGGGUAAGAUGCCAUGUUUUGUUCAGUUUCUUGAAGAAUAAAUUUAGGGGGUUACAAGUCAAGAGUGCAAAGCAAAAAUAAAGUUAAAUGAUAAAAUGUUUUCUCUUGAAAUAAAAUAUUGCUUAAAGCUACAAAAUAUUGUGAUUUUUAUAUUUUCCCAUAUCUUCAUUUAAUAUUCAAUCAGACUAUUCUGCAAUGUUUUACAGAAGCAUGCUGCACAGGAAGUUUAGCACAAGUUUAACUCCACAGCAGGAGAAACGGAGAUAAAAAAGAAACUCACACAUAAAGCACAAAAAUGCAGUGAGAAAAAGAGUGAAUCUUUCUUUUUAUGGAACAUUCAAAUCAUUUUUUGACAUGUUUUUCUUGGUGGCAAAGCAUUAUGAAUUGAUCAGUCAGUUAUUAACCUGCUGUUUAAUCUCUUUAUAAUGUGAACUCUUGCAGCACAAGUCGUGACAUACAAGUAUAGGUAUCCUAUGAAGCUAACAACUCCCAGAAUACACCUCAAUGUAUUCUCCAGGUUUUUAUCCUCCUGUCUGGCUAUUGUAAUAUACAGUCCUCCUCCCUUUCCUGUCCCUGUACAUUGUGUAAUGUUUUGCCGUCCUUCCAAAAACAGCUGUUGUGCAGAAUCUGUUUAUAAAAAUGUACACCCACACCAUCUGCUGGAUACAUCUAAUCCAUACACAAAGUGUGCAAUAGCCACAUUUUACAGCAAUGUGCAGGAAAAUGAUACAGAAUGUACUGUAUUUAAAUUGGCAAUUGAAUAGGUAGCUUGCCAAUGAUCAUUUAUGAAGCGUUGCUUUUGUUGCCUUACCGUUUAUUCUCAGCUUUGUUAUUCAGUAA
Molecule: messenger RNA, 7480 nt
Organism: Megalops cyprinoides (Indo-Pacific tarpon)
Lineage: Eukaryota; Metazoa; Chordata; Actinopteri; Elopiformes; Megalopidae
Product: microtubule-actin cross-linking factor 1-like
Exons: 28
Coding region: 32-5941 (1969 amino acids)
Biological process (GO): regulation of microtubule-based process; regulation of focal adhesion assembly; intermediate filament cytoskeleton organization
Cellular component (GO): cytoplasm; intermediate filament; membrane
Molecular function (GO): cadherin binding; calcium ion binding; structural molecule activity
Source: RefSeq, a predicted model, not a curated record